AGCGUCAUCAGUCUUGCGUCAUCAUUGGGUCAUGUGCGUCAUGUGUGGCUAGCUAGCAACACCUCGCAGCGGAGAAAGCUUGGGAUGGCGGGGGAGAGGAGCGGAGAGGACAUUGUUUCAGAGUACCUGGGCCAGAACCCGCAGCUAGCCCAAUGGGUCGACACUUUAAGAGACUACUGUGAGAGCAACAAACAGUGGGUUGCUCGGAGAGAGUUCAUCGUGAGAAAUAUGGAGACCUUCCCUACAGUGAAGCCAGGGGUUCCCAGCAGCAGUCUUGACAGGCUGCUCUCUCUGUCCAUGGUAUGGGCCAAUCACGUUUUCCUCGGUUGCAGCUAUCCACAGGCUGUAAUGGACAAGAUCAAGGAGAUGGGUGAGGGGAUAGUUGUCCAAGACGCCCCAGUUCACAAAACAACAAAAGAUGGAAUCAUGGGCAGAGGAAAGCGGAGUGCUACAGGUGAAGGCGAUACUGACAGCUGUUUGAAAAGAGCCAAAUGUGGGGCUAACGAGCUUGACAGUCGACCUGCUGGGAGGACUGCUACGUGGGCUGUGGGUCAGAAAUCAGGACCUCCUCCACAGGCUCCAGCAGAUCACCAGCCCUUCUUCAACCGUCUCUACAAGGCGGUGGCCUGGAAGUUGGUGUCGGCAGGGGGCUUUGGUCCCAACUUGGACCAUUUUGAAAUACUCCGUUCCUGUGUAGAGUCAUGUAAAGAGACCCUGGCCUGUGUGUUUGUGCCACUGAAGGACAUCGCAGGCCUACCCGCAGGUCGCACGCAGAAGGAAGGCCACGUGUGCGAGAUUCGCUGUCAGACUGUGUACAUGGGAACAGGAUACGGGCGGGAUGAGUCCGCAGCCAAGGCCAUGGCUUCCAAAGAGGCCCUGAAAGUCUUUCAGGGGCGAAAAGUAACAGUUAAGAUCUGCAGACGGAGGUACAAAGGGAAAGAUGUGGAGGAUUUGGUGUUGCUGGACGAACAGCCUCGGAGUCAGGGCUUUCCUCCUGCACUCAGCUACCCUUUUCAGGACGAGCAGCUGGAAGAUGCUUCUUCAUAAAGCUGACAAUUUGUGAUGUUUGCCCUUCUGGGCGCACAGACAAGUGACAUUUACUGAAUGGAGCUACUGAAGAAAUUCAUGACUGAGUCAGGACUAGACUGUUAUGUACCAUAACAUCAUAAUUAGACUUGGGAAUCAUUGAGUAACUUAGACUUUGGUAUCAUAAUACAGGUGACACAAUGUUAGACAACUAUCUGGGAUACAUUAUUAAAACAACAAGAAUUAAUCUUAUACUGUAUUGACUACAUUUUUAACCACAUUCAGUUUUACAUUGUUUUAUAGACAAUAAAAUGAUGUGAAUAAAGUUGCAGCAUUAUAUAAAGUCAAACGGCCACAAACUGGUAAAAAGCUCAACUCCCAGACGACUAAAGAGUUAAAAUAAAGGAAAGUCACCAUAUUAUUGUAGGAGAAUGUCAUUGGAUUAUUUGGAUGUGAUUUAUUUGUCGCAACAAAAUGACUAUUGGCCAUCACCUGAUAUUUGGAGUAUUCGUGUGUAUAUUUUUCCCAUUUGUGCGUUCGUGUCAUGACAAGUUUUGUUCUGGUGAUUUCACAAACCGUAACUGGGUGCAGUCACGCCUACAGCUUGAUUUAAUUUAUCAACAAUUAACAAACCACAGUUGAUAACUUUAACUUUUCCUUUAUCUUUGUACCCAUUAAUACAGUCACUGUCAGUUUUUCUAAACAUGAUUGACUUGACUGUAGUGUUCAUACAAUUAGAAAUCCAGACUUUAUUUUGAUAUUUCAGUUUUUCCGACCAUAAGUGACUUUUGGAUGAUUUUUUUUUUUUCUCUAAUUGUAACCAUUAACCCUUGCAUUUUAUAGUUUUUCUGUAACAGGUUGAGUUGGCAGGGUCAGUUAUUUGGUGGAUCCUGUGUUUAAAUCUCAUUUUUCUUACUUAGCCAGAAAAUGUAACUUGUGGAGUAAAAGUUAAGAUCACAUAGACCGCUCCAAACGUUGUUGUUGUUAUGAUGUUGACUCAAGGUGUUUAAAAGGGGUUCACUCAGUCCAGUUCUUCAGAAAACUAGGAAACUGUAAUCUGCUAACCAGUGAUUGAAAAAUAACUACACAUUUCUACAAAGAAAUUACCAAAGUGUUGAGUUUUUUUUAUUCCAGUAUGUUCAAAGAGAAGUUAAGGUGUACAUUAUACUUUUCAAUUUACAUGUUUUUCACCAAUAUUUUGCCAAUAACUAAUUACCCAUUAUACUGUUCACCGAAGUACAAAAGGUUUCUGCUUUUAUUUUAUUUCAUUUUCACAGAUUAAAAAAACACUGAAACCCAGA
Messenger RNA from Micropterus salmoides (largemouth bass), 2327 nucleotides. Its product is annotated as protein CDKN2AIP homolog A-like. Gene Ontology annotation, cellular component: nucleolus; nucleoplasm. Bases 85 to 1047 code for a protein of 320 amino acids. The record is from RefSeq and is a predicted model, not a curated record. Lineage: Eukaryota; Metazoa; Chordata; Actinopteri; Centrarchiformes; Centrarchidae. The transcript is spliced from 4 exons.